UCAUGGAUGAGAUUUCUUAUUUUGUUUGUUGCUAGAGUCACUGGGAUCAUAAUGUCAUGCCAGCGGUUGUCACAGCAACUGGUAUACAUAACAUCAGAGUGUGUUUACAUGAUGCAUACAGAGUUCUUCAAACAUGAAUAAUAACACGAAACCUCUAAUGAUGGGCUCAAAAUCAGACGCCGUCCCUCCUGAAGACAGACUAUCAGAUGCAGCCACCCUUCCAAACAAAACUAAAGCAGACUACUUAAAGACCAUCAACCCCUCCAGGAAGACACUGUCAUCUCUGGAAGCAAAGCUUAUAUUUGGGGUACUAGAUGAGAGCAUUCAUCAGAUGGAGAUAGUCUCUCUAAUACCCACUUUGCUGAGCUCUCCAGAAGCACUUUCCCAGAGUCUUGGAGAAGAGGUGGUCCAUGCCCUGAAAGAGCACCAGAGGCUUGGGGAAAAGUACCAAGCUAUUGUGCUUGACGCGAGCUUUGAGCAAAUUGAACUUAAGGAACAAUUAGCCAAAUCAACAAAAGCAGUUCAGGACUCCUUUCAUAACAUUAUGCGGCUACUUAAGGCAACUCCGACCACAAGGGAGGUGCUAAAAGGCAUAGAACCCAACCCAGGGGGAGAGAUGGAGACUCAGAAACUGAAAGAUGGCCUGUGUGAUUUGAGAGAGAUUGUUUUGGAGAGGCUUCUCACUACACCUGCAGAGGAGAGAGAACGCAGAGAGAUGAUGCUUGAAGUCAGUCUACGUCACUCUGCCAACCAGGAGCUGAUAUACUCACUGGAAAAAGAGGUUGCCAGUGCAAUAAAAGACAAGGAUACAGAGACCUCCACGUUGAAUAAUAAAGUGCACCAGCUGAGAAACUCACUGCAUCAGAUGGAAAAAGGUUUGGAGGACUUCAUCGUCCGAACUCAACAGGAUGCUGAGAAACAGAGCCAAUCAGACACAAAAACUUCAGAGGGGAAGAGAGCUCGUUUGCAGCAGGAGGCCAGUCAACUGAGUGCACAGCUCAAUAAUGUGACUGCAGAGGACAGAGAGAGAGAACUGGCACUACAAAAGAAAAAAUACAAGGAGGAAACAGAGAUUGAGAACUGGAUCCAGAAAUAUGAUACUGAAAUUGGAGAGAAACAGACAGAUUUGGAGGAAAUGACACGCAUGUAUGAAGCAGACAUGGCAGAGCUGAGAGUGCUGGAGGAACAUUCUGCAGUUCUGGACCUGGAGUACUCCCAGAUUAUGGAGGAGCGACAGGAGGCUCAGAAGCAGAGGGAACAACAGGAAAGAGAAAGAGAGAUGCAGAGCCAAGCUGCCACUGUCAUUCAGGCCCACUGGAGAGGCUUUUGUGUGCGCAAGGCCAUGAAGGCCAACGCAAAACCCAAGAAAGGGAAGAAAGGAAAGGGGAAAAAAGGGAAAUGAAAGAAAGCAAGACAUGAAAGCAUAGUGCAAGAUAAUCAACAAUAUAAUUUACAUUAUUAGAUUAAUGAAAUGAAAAAAAAAACACUGUGUUACUGUGAGACUCAUGAAGAAUUCAAGUGUUCACAUUCCUCUGAAAUAUACACUGUACAGUUUUUAACCAGA
Cyprinus carpio (common carp) is the source of this 1564-nucleotide messenger RNA. Its product is annotated as dynein regulatory complex protein 10-like. The coding region runs from base 134 to 1402 and encodes 422 amino acids. The record is from RefSeq and is a predicted model, not a curated record. Lineage: Eukaryota; Metazoa; Chordata; Actinopteri; Cypriniformes; Cyprinidae. Gene Ontology annotation, molecular function: protein binding. The transcript has 5 exons.